Schistosoma spindalis is the source of this 3067-nucleotide messenger RNA. Lineage: Eukaryota; Metazoa; Platyhelminthes; Trematoda; Strigeidida; Schistosomatidae. The record is from the annotation of a GenBank genome assembly.
AUGGGAGUAGACGAUUUUCUGUGCGAAAAUUUGAAGAGCCACUUCACUUUGGACUAUCCUCGAUUUGAACUGUUAUUUUGUGUACAAAAUGAAAAUGAUCCAGUAAUUAGUUUAUUACAAUCCUUAUGUGAACAAUAUCCUCAUGUAAAUAGCAGAUUAUUUAUUGGAGGUAAAGACGGAGUAGUGAAUCCAAUGGUACAUAAUAUGGUACCUGCUUACGAGGCUGCAAAAUAUAAUCUUGUUUGGGUGAGCACUAGUCGAGUUAAAGCGUCCGCAGAGGUCAUUUGGGAUUUCGUCUAUAAAGCUCAUGAUCCAUCAGUUGCCAUUGUUCAUCAAUUGCCAUUUUUCGCCGAUCAUUCUGGUUUUGUUGCCGCUAUUGAAAAGGUUACAUUUGGGUGUUAUUUGGCUCGUAGUUAUACUGCUUUGAAUCAAUUAGGCGUAACAUGUUUUACCGGUAUGUCGUAUAUUGUCAAAAAAUCAAUGUUGAAUGAAGUUGGUGGACUAGCCUAUUUUGGGAAGUAUUUGGCCGAAGAUUAUUUCUUGAGUGCUGCAUUGUGUCAGAAAGGUUAUCGGAUAGUAUUGUCAUCUUAUCCAGUUAUUCAAAAUGUUAGUAAUAGUACAUUGGUAAAUUAUAUCAGGCGAAUGGUUCGUUGGCUUCGGCUACGAUUGAAUAUAUUACCGUUAGUUUCAGGUGUAUUGGAACCAUUAUGUGAAUCCAUCACACUUGGUUUAUUAUUUGCAUUAACUAUGCAUUAUUUAUUUGAUAUUCAAAUUAUUUAUUUAAUUAUAAUGCAUUUUACACUUUGGAUACUAUUGGAUUAUACAUUAUUACGUUGUAUACAAAAUUCAAAACUUCCAUUUUCAUUUGCGAAAUUUCUACUAGCGUGGAUUAGUCGCGAAUUAUUAGUCUAUAUUGUUUUUAUUACUGCUCUAUCUAAUCCAUGGCGUAUUAAAUGGGGUAAUUACACUUAUCGUAUUCAUUUCGGUGGAUUAACUCAACGUUUAUCGUCUAAUAGUACAGUUAUGAAUCAUUAUGCCAAUGAUGAUUACAUGAAAAUAAAUACAGACGUUGCAUCUUAUAAUUCUAAACCUGUGUUUUGUGGUACAUCAAUAGAUGUGCAGAAAGCAUUCAAAAGGCGUACAGUUUCAGAAAAUGUUCACAUGCAGGAUACAAACAGAGUUUUAGAUGGAUUUCGUGAUGAAAAUAGGUUUGAUUGUUUAAAUGAUGAAAUUAUCAACAAUUCUCAGCCGGAAACUCAUUUGUUUUCAUAUACAACGAUGGGAGUAUCACCUGUCAUCCAUGAUAACAGAAACAUUCCUUUUCAAGUUAAUUCUGGUAACACAAAAGAUAUAGUAAGCAGUGGCAUUAUUGAUAACUUCCUUCCCACCAACUUUAUCAAUAAAACGAAUGUAAAACUCAACGGAUCCGAUAAUGAAACAAUUCAGGUUAAUGCACAUAUUGAUAAUUAUACUAAUAGCCUUGAUAAUAAUAACAGAAUCAAUAACAAUGGUGUCAGUAGUAACAUUAAUGGGUUAUAGUCACAAAUGACUAGUCUGUGAAGUAUUUGUUUUACCAAUUACUGAAUCCAAUACCCCUUUGAAUCAAUUGUAAUACUGUCGUAAUAUAAAUUUUUAAUCAAAAAAUUAUAAAAGAGGAAAUUUCUAAAACUCUUCACAUUUACGCCCAACGUACGCUAUGUGUUUUGACAGAUGCUCUUAUUAUUGAACUAAGGCAUAGGAGCUUUCGUAAUUAUAAUUUUUGCUAAUAAUCGUGAAGUUAUCAUACUUUAGUUCAUUUCAAUUGAUAAAUUCAACUCAUUUUUUCCAAUUUUUUUUUACAAAUAACUAGUGAAUGUUCAAUACUCAGUUUUAUUUCUUGUUAACUUUUAAAUAUUUUUCUUGGAAAAAAUAAUUGUCUUUCUUUAUCUGACAUUUCUUUCCGUCACCUUUCAUACUUAAAAGUGAAUAUCGGUUGAGGUUUGAUAUCAAAGUUUUGUCCGCCUCUCUGUCUGUAUAUUAUUGUCUAUCAGCCUGUCCAUUCCAUUGUUUAUCAGAAUAAUAUAUAAUUCUAGAUGUUAUAUUUAGUGCAAAUAAGUUUUCAUAUCAAAUGAUUUCAUUUUUGAUAAUUUGUACAAGUGUAUGAUUAAAAGAGACAAGAAAGCUAUAAAAUAAAAGAAUCGCAUUCCUUACAAUGAAAUUUAACUAAUUUAUCAAAUAUAUAUAUGUAUAUACAUUUCCCAAUGUAUGUCAUAUUAUUUCUGUACAUAAUUUUUCUCUUAAAAUGAAUCAUAAUGUUUUUUUCGAGAUGUAUUAUGUUCUUUAUUUUGUGUCUACAUUCCUAAUAAUCACGUUUCUGUGUGAUUUUUGUAGUGUUUCAUUUAUGUUUCUCUAGAAAAGAUGAAUUUAACAUAUUUUAAAUCUAUUCAUUUCAUUAUUAUCACCUACAUGAAUAGGUGUGUUUACUUUGAACUAACUUGUAUCAACUUUUUUUCCUGGUUGUUUUAACUGUUCAAUUAUAUUAGCAAGAUUUCACCAGUAAUUUAUUAUUAUUCUAUUUACAUUGUGUAAAUAAAAUUUAUCCACACAGACCAUCAUCAAAUUGAUGUGCCAAUAUCACACCUGCUCAAAAUGAAAUGUAUUGUGCAAACAUUAGUUCUUCGAGAAAAAAUACAAACUUUUAAUGUUAAAUUUGUUGCUUUAUUUUUAUUUGUUUGUUACACAGUUUCUUUUUUUUCAUUUAAUUUGAUAACAUUCAAUUAAAUAAAUUAAAUUGAUGAGUUCCAAAACAUGUUUCUCCUUUAAAAUUUAAUUCAUCCCUGCAUAAUUUCUAUACAAAUCACAAUUGAUAAAUGGGCAAUAAGAUUCGAAAAAAAACAUUGUUUAUUAUUUGUUUUCAAACUAUCUUAUUCUUGCUAUUAUCUGGAAUUCUCUAUAUUCCCUAUUAUUUAUUAUUAUUUUUCAUCUGUGAUUGUGAUGUAAAACUAUUUGAUUAUUUAUUAUAAUAAUAUAAAUUGUUUAAUCUUUAAUAGUAACGUUGAAUAAAUUGUUUUGUUUUUCAAACUUGGUG